AGCUAGAAAGACCUAUCGCCACCAGGCCCGGUCCCGAGGGAAAGGAAUCCAGCAAGGCAGCCAGGAGCGCGCCCCCACCCGCCGGCGACGGCCACAUGCCGACCGCCUCCUGCCUCCGCCCGCCUCUCCGCAGCGGCCGCUCCGCCGCGGCGGGCCUCAGGUUCCCUCCCCCGGCGCAGCUCUACCCGGCGGGGCUGGCGAUUGGGAGCUGGCGGAGGAGGCUCGCCGGGGUCGGGGUGGCUGCCGCCUCCGCCUCGCCCUUCGACGAGCUCUACGCGCGGGGAAGGCCCAUCCACGGCCCCUCCAAGAAAUCUACCUUGUGGAAUUUGAUCCAAGACAUAGAGCCUUUGGAUCUUAGUGUCAUUCAGAAAGAUGUUCCUCUUGAAACGGUUGAUGCAAUGAAGAGGACCAUCUCUGGCAUGUUGGGUCUGCUUCCAUCUGAUCAGUUCCGUGUUGUUGUAGAAGCCCUUUGGAGUCCAUUUUUCAAGUUAUUGGUAUCUUCAAUCAUGACUGGGUAUACUCUACGUAAUGCUGAAUGCAGGCUCUCUUUUGAAAGGAACCUAGAACUUUCUGAAGAAGAUGCUGAAUGUGAGAAAAGAGACACGACUGAAGAUAAUCUUCAUGAUAUCAAUUUGGGUAGGCCUGUUACAAUUUUCAGAUUAUCGGAAGACGACAUGCCCCAGGACUCUGGAAAAAGUGACGAAGAAUCAUCUGGUGAGAGUAUGGGGGAAAUGUUAAGUAACUUAACACCCCAAGCGGAAGAGCAGAUUAUUCGGUUGCAAUCUCGUUUGGAUGCGAUGAAAAAGGAGUUGCAUGACCUGAAGAGGAAAAAUUCUGCCCUUCAAAUGCAACAGUUUGUUGGAGAAGAGAAAAAUGAUCUGCUAGACUAUCUAAGAUCCCUAACACCAGAGAAGGUUGCUGAACUCUCGGAAUCCACCUGUCCCGGUGUGCAAGAGGCUAUCCAGUCUGUUGUGCAUGGUUUGCUUGCUACUCUUUCCCCCAAGGUACACUCAAAGUCUCCUCCGCCACUAGAGAAUGCUGGGGGAGCCCUAAAUCGUGGGGGUGAGGACGAUGACUGUGCAGAGCUUGUCGAGAAUACUUCCCUCCCGUUUCAGCCCCUAAUAUCUGUCCCACGUGAUUAUCUUGCACGUUUGCUAUUCUGGUGCAUGUUGCUGGGUCACUACAUCCGGGGUCUGGAAUACCGGUUAGAGCUGGCACACCUUCUCAGAAUAUCUAGCGACGUGGGGUCUUUCCCCAUUGAUGACGAUCAUUUUAUUUGAGAAAGCUUCGCUGGCUUAUUGAGAUCCAUCAGCGAAGAGGAUGAAAAUGCACUGGCCAAGAGGCCGCAGAAGUUGCUGUUUGGGGCAUUUCCUGACAAUGAAACAGGGAGUUCUGGGCCAUAGCUCCUGUUGUAGUUCUUGUAAAGUCGGAACGAAGGCGUUUGGGUGUAAAGUUAGUGUUACAUAUCAAUGUGAACAAUAUAUUUUAUUUCCUUCUAUUUAUUGUGUCGUAUACAAAAUAAACAUGUUGUUCUUGCUGCUAAUCUCGUGGUAGCAUGGUGGAUACUGGGUAUUAGGCAUCCCUUGUACUCAUAGGUUGUAUGUAUUUGUCUAAUGUUUAUCACGUGAAUGAUAUUAUAUUGUCGAGUCGUA
Molecule: messenger RNA, 1652 nt
Organism: Triticum urartu
Lineage: Eukaryota; Viridiplantae; Streptophyta; Magnoliopsida; Poales; Poaceae
Source: RefSeq, a predicted model, not a curated record